Molecule: messenger RNA, 6293 nt
Organism: Aquila chrysaetos chrysaetos
Lineage: Eukaryota; Metazoa; Chordata; Aves; Accipitriformes; Accipitridae
Gene: GPR143
Product: G protein-coupled receptor 143
Exons: 9
Coding region: 4731-5909 (392 amino acids)
Biological process (GO): G protein-coupled receptor signaling pathway; melanosome organization; regulation of calcium-mediated signaling
Cellular component (GO): melanosome membrane; plasma membrane
Molecular function (GO): dopamine binding; L-DOPA receptor activity; L-tyrosine binding
Source: RefSeq, a predicted model, not a curated record
GCUUUCUUCUCAUUUCAGAAACUACCAGACAACAAUUUGUGGAGCAGAAGGUUGCAACUUUCCUUCACCCAGUCCCAAGAUGCUGCAGGGCUGACUGCUGGCCAUGCAGCCACUGGAGAGGAAAGAAACCCAGUGAUGCUCAUGGGAUUUCAAAGGGGAGCGUUGGCUGCUCUCUGUGGUCUGGACCUGGACCGCAUGCUUUGUCAGAAUUCCCUUCAAUACUUGAUUACAGUGCUCAACAAGACCAUCUAACUGGCCAUGGUACACUGAGAUUUUUAGCAGUUUAAUUAACAGAGCCUUGGAGAGUUCUUGCAUUGUAAGAGCUGUGAAAUUAGUGCUGUAAUGUAUUUUGAUUUGGUUACAUAGACUGGCCUGGGAAUUAGAGGUUUUAUGAGUUAAUUUUCUAGUGCUAAUGGGCUUUGAAAAUAUAACUUCUGGGUGGUGGGAGAUAUAAUCUAACAAGAUCCCACAGUCUAACAAUCAUACAAGGAUAUAGGAGUAUCCCACCUAAUUUCUCCUGAGGGAACCAACUAACGUAACCUCUGAAAGAGAAUGCAGAAGUAGUGGGGCCUAGGAUACUUUGGAAGAUACUGAGGACAGGAUAGACAUUCAACAUCUUGUAGGCCAGGGUACCCUCUACGUGCUUACAAACAUUAAGAUCCAAUUUUCAAUAUCACUGUGUGUGGAAAGGAUAAUAUUCUUUCUUUUCAGGCUCUUUUUCAUCAAUCUGUUCCUAUGCAAACUGCAUCCCAUGUAGUGUGUGUAGAUGUGGGACGAGGUCUCUUUAUUACAUGUAUGCUGAAAGGGAGGUAUCUUUUUAUUCUGUGAACUAAUAUAGCGAUGACAAUGAUUAAUGGUGGGAUUUGUCCAGAAAUGUGGCCACAAAAUCUGUCUGAAUGCAGUUUCAGAGACCGUAAUAUUCUCAGUGCUGGCACAGAGAAUCGGGGAUUUUGUUUUUCCAAUCCGUAAGCAAAAAUUGUUUUCUCCAGUCCAUGGAUGCUUUUUUCUACUCAGUUAUUUUGUAAUUCAUCUGUAUAAACCUUGUUUACUAAUUUAAAUGCAUAACAGGCACAGUUUCAAUAACUAAUUUGUGUACAUUUCUUCACAAAAGUCAGGUAGGAUAACAUUUCCUUGGAGAAGGUAUAUAAGAAGUCAAAAAAAUAUGUGUGACACGAUUGCAUCAGUCAAAUACACACAAUUACUGAGCUGUUGAAAUGCACACUCAUUUCAUGUAUUUAUGUUUUCAUUCUUAAAGAAAACAAAAAGAACUCAAACAUUAUUUUUAUGCAAAGGAGAUAUACACUCAUUCUCAUCCUUUUAAAUUAAUGUUCACCAUCCUUAAAUGUAAAUUAAUAAUUUACAACUCUACAAUUAUAUUCAAAUCACUGAGGGAAGGGAAGCGAUACCUUUGUUUUUCUUCCAGUUCCUUUUAAUGGAGUCUGUAGCCGUUAUAAUCAUGGCAGAUGUUACACUUUGAAUAUUACUGUUGUUCCAAUAUGUCUGCCUAAAUUUACAGAAAACUUGAAAUAGAAAUAAUGGGCUGUGAAUUUCCCUGUUCAUUUCAGUUAUGCAUUAAGUAAAAUGCCAGUUUAAAGUUAGUUUUAAAAAUUAGUACUGAUAAUUAUGAGAAGGACAUAUCUUAUUAUUUCUUCCAAACUACAUCUAAUUGCAGGAGGUCUGUGUGGAUAAAAUGAAUGUGGAUAAAUGCUAAGCAUAUAGAAAAUUUGUAUGUUAAGGCCUUUGAGAACAUAUUGCAUGAUCUGUUGGGGAAAACAUAACUGGUUAUAUUGCAUCCAUUUAGCUUGAAGACGGACCCAGCUUUCAUCAGUUUGGUAAAUGUUAUGUCAGGUAAUGUGUAAAAGACUAUGAGAUCAUGAACCAUUGACAAAAUACAGGUUUUAUUUUUGUAAGGUGGCUAAGAUCUUUAUUGGGAGCUGUAAAUUCAGGCAGUGAUGCAUUGAAUCACACACAUAAACAAAACUAAAUUCUCCUCCUCCAUCUCUCUAUCCAUAAAUUUCCUUCUUCUUUGUAAACCAGUGCUGUAGUCCCAGAUUUAAUUAAAACAGUGAUUAAAGUAUCUGUAACUGCACACUCAAGCAUAAGCUAUAGCACACUCCUUAACAGCAGAGAUGCAUGCCUAUCAUAUUUUUGUAAACCUGUUGUUUUCCCUUAGAAGCAGGCAAGCUAGUGUUUCAUCUUAAUGAUGAACAUGGACUGGACUGAAAAAUUAUGUCCCAGGUCCAAGGACAGCGUGAGUAGGUAUUUCUAAAAGCUGUGCAUAUGGAGUACACAUGUCUUCUCCUUGCAAGGAGCACAGUAUUUUUGUCAUUCUCUCACACUGUUGCUAAUGUACAAAACCAGGACUGGAAUUUUCAGUGUUGUACUUACACUGUGAGUUUGAUUAAUUGGUAUUUGCAAUGCUGGCAGGGGAGGGGGUUAAUGUUUCUUGUAUGUGUGCUAAUGGUUGUCUCCAAGCUACACCAUUUGCCUAAUUGAGAUCCUGCCUUGGUGCAGAAAUGAGACGUACCAUGUUUGUGGGUCUGUUUCGUACCACUGGUGGCAGUGGGAACUGUGUCAGUAAUUUCAGAAGGAAGGGAAUUAGGACGUCUAGAAUGAUGUAGGUUUUAUUGAAUACUAAAUAAUGUUCCUUAACAAGGCAAAAUAACUCUUCUCUUAGUUUCUUUCAUUACUUUUCUGCUUCCUUUGCCUUUGUCCCCAGCUUUUAUCCUCUUACUUUCAUAAUCACGAGAAGCCAAAUUAAUCUCAGGUAUAAGACUGCCAAACCAGCUUUGAAUUUCUUUGACUGUUAUGACACUUUAUACUUCGAGCCCACCAAUGAGGGCCAGAGACUAGCUAGGUCCUAACAGCUGAGAUACUGGGUGGCUCAUUAAUUUGGCAGAUCCAUCUCCCACUCAGCCUCAGAUGUCCGCAUGUAAAGACACAUCUACUUGUAUCAUGGCAGGUAUCCAUUCACUCAUGAGUCACUUUAUUUUCUUUUUGUAUUAGGUAUGCUACAGGUCAUAUGCUUUGCUUCCAGUAAAAAUCACUUACUCCCUCUGUAAGUAACUAUGUAAUCAAAUCCUGAGAGAGUAGGGGGGAAGGGACCCAGAAUAAGAGGUUAAAAAGCAAUCCUCCACUCAGAGAAGUAAAGCAAUAAAAAUAGGGUGCUCAGCUGGCGAAAUUGUGGAGAGAGAAGGAGAGAAAGAUUAAAAAAUUAAUCUCCAGAGUAUAAAACUACAACUGAGGAAUGAAAGUAGUUUCAAAGUGGCUGAACAAAGGGGAGGGAGAAGGUAAAAUAAUGAAAUGGUAAAUCCACAUGGGCAAACUCAAAGAUCACAGUCAGGAUCAAUGAAAACAAAUGAUAAGCAAAAAAAGCAAAACACACAAAACAUUCCUAUCCGUAAGCCAGAACAAACGAUUAGGAUAACAAUUUGACAUGCUUUUCAAAUUUUUGAAGGAGGGAAAAUGGCAACAGAAAUAGUGAGGGGAACAAUUUUAGAAACUGAUAGUGGGAAAGAAAGGCUUCUAUUCAACAGUUUCUCUAUCUAAUAAUCUAAAAGUUUUUCUGUUCUAAGUAUAAACCAGGCAAGAUAAAUUUACCUUCAAAUGAGAGCAAACAUGAUUUAUUUUAAUUUAUAUGUAUUUACAUUCUAUAUGUGGUAUACGAUGGCUUUAUUUUAAAUAAUAAUGUCUCUGUGGAAUCACUGUAAUUUUUGCUCCUGAGUAGCCAGGUAGAUUGCAAUGCAAUAUCUUGACAGAGAGGUGGCAACUCCAUGCACCACUGCUCUAACAGAGGUGGAGUAAAGUCUGAGGAGUCCCAACCUGGUACUGAAAACAGAGCCUUGUAUUGACAACAGAGCAUAGGUAUUCUCCUUUACGUCAACGAGAGUUUGUAUUUCUGGAGCAGGGCAAGCUGGUUCGCAACCUUGCUGUCCUGUGUAUUUUUGUAUACGUGGUAGCAGCAAAACAUAGGAUUGCAACAUCCAGCUCACUCACCUAUCCUCCUCAUCCGUGGAGCAGGAAAAUCUCUUUAUGCUGGAAAGCAGCAAAAACAUCCAGCAAAAACGUUCAGCUUCAAACUCAGCUGCCUGGAUUUCAGAGCCUUUGAUGAUGUGUAUGCCUAAGUUUCCAUUACAGCCACUGGAGCCUACUCAGCUCACCGUGGGCAUUUAUUUUAGGAAGAGCCGAACAGCUCUCUAGACUAAGCCUAGCCUCUAAGCAUCGCCGCCGAAGAUCUCGACUGGCUCUAACGGGACUUCAGACGCUUCGCUGGUGUAUGGAGACCUGCGUGUAGGAGUCUGAAUCCGCAAGCCGCCCUUUGGGUGCCGUGGCCCGGGCACGGCCCCGGGGAGCCCCGCGGAGCAGGCUGGGCGGACGGGACGCUCGUCGUACCCGGCGGCUUGGGCUUCAGCGGCCACCCAAGCCCUGCCGCCGCCGUCCCGCGCCGGGAGGCUGCACGGCCCCCAUCGGCGAUCCUGGGCUGGGAUCGAGUGUACGAGGUGUCUUGCAUAAUGAAGAGUUCGGCAGAUCUGAUCUUCUUGCUAGGAGAGGCUGAGAAAGGCAGCUCUAGGGGAUUUACUUCUAGCAGCAGCAGCAGCACAUGAUCCAUCAAUCGCGUGAUUCUCACCACCGAGGACUAAUGGGGAGGGUGAAGAAAAAGUGAACGCUGCCUUGGGGAAGCAGCAGCAUUUUCUUCUGUUCGUGGGGCCCCUCCACCAGACGGACGCUUCAUGGCUUCUCCCAGGUUAGAAACCUACUGCUGCCCGAACCGGGAUGCAGCUACCCAGCUAGUGAUGAAUUUCCAGCCUGAAGUCUUCUGUGGAGUUUGCAUUGGCAGCGCCUCUGUCAGUCUGCUACUGACCAUCCUGCAGCUCCUGCCGAAGAAGGGACAGAGCCCGCGGAAGAUGCCCAAAGCCUCCUCCUCUUCCACCAUCCUUCUCCUUAUCUCCAUUUGUGACAUCCUUGGUGGCUUAGGUAUGAUCUUCAGGUCAAGUGUAUGGCUAGGCUUCCCAGGCUUCAUAGCUAACAUUUCUGUGGCGAACGGGACCGACGUGUGGCCUUCUGCUUUCUGCGUGGGGAGCGCGAUGUGGAUCCAGCUAUUAUAUAGUGCUGGCUUCUGGUGGUUGUUUUGCUAUGCCGUUGAUUCUUACUUGGUGGUAAGAAGAUCAGCUGGACUGAGUACGAUUGUGCUGUACCACAUGAUGACGUGGGGCCUCGCGGUGAUGCUCUGCGUGGAGGGAAUUGCACUGCUUUACUACCCUUCUCUCUCCAGCUGUGAAAAUGGCUUGGAGCAUGCAAUCCCACAUUACAUCACAACCUAUGCCCCACUCCUGCUAGUGCUGGUGGUCAACCCAAUCCUGUUUAGGAGGACAGUAUCAGCAGUUGCCUCCUUACUGAAAGGGAGACAAGGGAUUUACACAGAGAAUGAAAGACGUCUGGGGACAGAGAUCCAGAUCCGCUUCUUCAAAAUUAUGCUGGUAUUCAUUAUUUGCUGGUCAUCCAAUAUCAUCAAUGAGAGCCUUUUGUUCUAUCUCGAAAUGCAGCCAGAUAUCAAUGAAAUACCCCUGAAAAACAUCAGAAGUGCUGCACUGAUCACAUGGAUUAUAAUGGGGGUUCUUAAUCCGAUGCAAGGCUUCCUCUUCACGUUAGCUUUCUAUGGCUGGACGGGAUGGAGAGUGGACCUGAAAUGGCGAAAAAGAGAAAUACCCUGGGAAUCAAUGUCCUCAUCAACUGUGGGUGAAAAUGCCUAUCCCUCACCAGUGAACUACCAAAGCAACAUCCACGAUUCAAAGAAGAUAUCGACAACUGACAGCCAGCAGACCGAUGAGGCUAUAAGCAUGUUGUCUGAAGGUAACACCAGCGGUGAUGACAGGUUAACCAGGAGCUCUCCCAUCUACCAGGGCUGGUAGUUUAUAGGCACGGAGCUGGAGCCCACUUCUCACGUUGUCAAUAAAACCACGGCACUGUGUGAACUGUUGCGUGCUCUGGAAUUAGGUUUGUGCCCAAUGGCUUGAUGGCAUAUCCUAUAACUUGUGUGUGUGUGUGUGUGUGUGUGAGAGAGAGAGCGUGUGAGACAGAUAUUAUGGUUUAUGUCUUCAUUUACUUUAUAGGAGAUGCAUUAACAGGUAUAAAGGCCUGAUUGAUCCUUUUUCAGCAGGGGUAUAUCUCUGCAAAGAUCUCUGUUACUUAUGAUUCGUUUUCAUCCAUUUUGUUUUAAUCUCUCUUGUAACCCCCAUAUGGUAGAAGAGUCUUUUGUUUAAAUAAAUGGACUAUUAAUAUGUUGGGUUUUUAAA